AUGGAUCGACCGUUUCUUGCGUGCUCAAACCUUGUGCAUACUCGCUUGAUCAAAAUCUUGGUGUUCAGAUUCAUGCCCAUUGUACCAAGUGUGGAUUUUUGCACGAUGUGA
Molecule: messenger RNA, 111 nt
Organism: Linum tenue
Lineage: Eukaryota; Viridiplantae; Streptophyta; Magnoliopsida; Malpighiales; Linaceae
Source: the annotation of a GenBank genome assembly